Molecule: messenger RNA, 458 nt
Organism: Asparagus officinalis (garden asparagus)
Lineage: Eukaryota; Viridiplantae; Streptophyta; Magnoliopsida; Asparagales; Asparagaceae
Product: ABC transporter C family member 14-like
Exons: 2
Coding region: 27-458 (143 amino acids)
Biological process (GO): transmembrane transport
Cellular component (GO): plant-type vacuole; vacuolar membrane
Molecular function (GO): ABC-type transporter activity; ATP binding
Source: RefSeq, a predicted model, not a curated record
GCGGUCGCACGGGAUCGUCGUGAUGAAUGGGGGUGGUGACGGUGGUGACGAAGAAGAGCAAUGCGUAUCAGUUCUUGCUGAUGGGGAUGAGGGAUAGGAGGAUGAAGGCCGUCAACGAGAUGCUUAAUUAUAUGAGGGUCAUCAAGUUUCAGGCAUGGGAGGAUCACUUCAACGAGCGCAUCAACAGAUUCCGCGCCGGCGAGUACAAGUGGCUGUCGAAAUUCCUCUACGCGUUCUCCUUCAACAUGACGGCCCUCUCGUCGUCGAGCUCCGUGAUCGCCGCCCUCUGCUUCGGCGUCUCCGGUCGCCGUGCGGCUCCCCCUCCCCCGCCUCCACGUCUUAUACCGCACACUCCUUCUUCCGCCUGCCGUCGCGACCCUUUGCGCACCGUUCCCCCAGGCCCCGUGAUCUCGUCUCCCAGGCCUCUGAAUCUCUCUAGAGAGGGCUCGACUCCGUAG